This is a messenger RNA of Lottia gigantea (owl limpet), 822 nucleotides long. RefSeq lists its product as hypothetical. The record is from RefSeq and is a predicted model, not a curated record. The transcript is spliced from 3 exons. NCBI's taxonomy places the organism in Eukaryota, Metazoa, Mollusca, Gastropoda, Lottiidae. The coding region runs from base 1 to 822 and encodes 273 amino acids.
AUGGAGAAGAAACCAGGAAUUCUACGCUGGGACAAGAUAAAGGGUUCUGUGGGUGAUGACGGACAAUCAAGAAAACAAAACGGUGUUUCUGGAAACAUUUCAGGGAACGGAACGGAAUUCCCCGUCCCUGUUGAAACACCAACAGAAACGGAAAAUCAUCUGGAUAGGACUACAAGAUACACCGCUUCUGCGCCAACCGAUUCGCUUUCAAAAGACCAAAUCUCAAAUGAUUCUGGAUUUUCCGCAGAACAGAAACAAAUUCAGAGUAAUGAAAUUGACUCUGAUGACACCCCGCUUCAUGGAAAUUCUAAUAUUGUUAAUAAUGAAAAGUCUGCUCCCACCGAGACGGGUGGAACACAUUUGCACAACAUUAAUAAGGAUGUAACGCAACGUCUAUCUGAUUAUAAUGAAAAGGUCACAAAUGACAAAGUACCACAAAUGACAAAUGGUGCUGAUGCAUCAAACAAAGAAAUAGACAAAUUUAAAGACAAUGCUCUAGAAUGGGAUCCUUUGUGUAACGACUCGAACCAAAAAGGUGAAACGCCCGAAACUGGUGAUACUACUGAAGAUGCUCAUCAAACAAAAUUCACGGAAUCCAGCGAAAGUCACGAGAAACAAGAUGAGUUCAGCAGAAAACAUGAAAGAACGUUUCGACUGUAUAAAAGUAAAUACUUUGAUAUCAACUAUGUUCCUCAACAAGGAAGACAUGACAAGAUAAGAUUGUCUCCGGUGUCAGCAUUCAUCCUAGGAGCUAUAAACUCUUCAGUCAAAGUAGAAACACUUUAUGAAAAGGACAGGAUUAUCGGAUAUAAUGCACUGUAA